AUGACGGCCAGCAAGCGGGUGGCGAAGGAGCUGGAGGAUCUUCAGGAGAAGCUUCCCACGUACCUGCGGAACCUGUCCAGCGAUGAUGCGGACGUCCUGGUGUGGCAUGUGCUCCUUUUGCCCGAGAAACCACCCUACAACCUCAAGGCCUUCCACCUGCGCAUCAAUUUCCCCAAGGACUAUCCGUUCAAGCCCCCUACAGUGACAUUCACCACCAGGAUCUACCACCCUAACGUGGACCACAACGGAAGCGUUUGCCUGCCCAUCAUCAGCCGUGAGAACUGGAAGCCUCACACCAAGACCUGCCAAGUCUUGGAGGCCCUCAGCGUGCUGGUGAAUAAACCAGACCUAGGGCAGCCGAUUCGGGUGGAGCUCGCGGAUCUGCUGACAAAGAACCCGGAGCUGUUCAACGAAGAGGCCAGAGAGUUUACCCUCAAGUAUGGAGCGGACCGGCCCUCCUAA
This is a messenger RNA of Odobenus rosmarus divergens (Pacific walrus), 462 nucleotides long. RefSeq names its product ubiquitin-conjugating enzyme E2L 6 (gene UBE2L6). Gene Ontology annotation, molecular function: ISG15 transferase activity; ubiquitin conjugating enzyme activity. NCBI's taxonomy places the organism in Eukaryota, Metazoa, Chordata, Mammalia, Carnivora, Odobenidae. Gene Ontology annotation, biological process: protein polyubiquitination; ubiquitin-dependent protein catabolic process; ISG15-protein conjugation. The transcript has 4 exons. Bases 1 to 462 code for a protein of 153 amino acids. The record is from RefSeq and is a predicted model, not a curated record. Gene Ontology annotation, cellular component: nucleus.